CCGGCCCCUCCUCCAAUGAGAAGGCGCGUUGUUGGCGUGGCGGGCGGCGGCGGGGCCAAGAUGGCGGCGGCGCUGUCGGUGAGCGGGGCCGGGCCCGGGCCCGGAGCGGAGCCACCGGCGGGGCCCGGCCUGGCCCCCGAGGAGGAGCUGCCGCCGUUGGACCCGGCCGAGGUGCGGAGCCGCCUGGAGCACAGCGAGCGGCAGUUCCGGAACCGGCGGAAGGUGCUGAUCCGCGGCUUACCGGCGGAUGUGACCAACCAGGAUAUCCACGAGCUGCUGAAGGACUACGAGCUCAAGUAUUGCUUCGUGGACAAGUACAAGGGCACGGCCUUCGUCACGCUGCUGACGGCCGAGCAGGCGGCGGCGGCGGUCGGGCGCUUCCACGGCCGCUCGCUGCGGCAGCGCGCGCUGCGGGUGCAGCUGCAGCCCACGGAGGCCGUGCUGUGCGUGGCCAACCUGCCCCGCCUGCUGAGCCAGGCGCAGUUCGAGGAGCUGCUGCGGCCCUUCGGCAGCCUGGAGCGCUGCUUCCUGGUCUACAGCCGGGCCACGGGCCACUCCAAGGGCUACGGCUUCGUGGAGUUCAUGAAGAAGGACUCGGCGGCGCGGGCGCGCUCAGAGCUGCUGGGCAAGCGGCUGGGCAGCCGCAGCCUGCACGUGCACUGGGUGGACGCGGCCCAGCUGAGCCCUGAGCUGCUGCACUCGCGCUGCCUGUGCGUGGACAGGCUGCCCCGUGGCUUCAGCGACCUGCAGGCGCUGCGCAGGGUGUUCGAGGGGGUCUGCGAGCCCUCCUUCUGCCAGCUGGCCUACGGGCAGGACGGGCAGCCCAAGGGCUUUGCAGUGCUGGAGUUCGAGUCCCCAGAGGCGGCCGAGCGAGCCCAGCUGGCCACAGACGGGUUCCCCCUGUCCGGGCAGCACAUCCGUGUGUCCUUCUGCGCGCCCGGCCCCUCCGGCCGCAGCAUGCUGGCCGCGCUGAUCGCCGCGCAGGCCACGGCUCUGAACCGUGGCAAGGGGCUCCUCCCCGAGCCCACCCUGCUGCAGAUCCUGGGCAGCCUCGGGAACCCGGCCUCGCUGCAGCUGCUGCUCAACCCCCUGCUCCAUGGGGCCCUGGGGGCCAAGCAGGCAGGAAUUUUGGGAGCUGCUCCCUCCCUUCCCCUGGUGCCCAACCCAGCACUCUCCACGGCUCUGCUCCAGCUGGCUCUGCACAGCCAGGCCCAGAAACCAGGAAUUUUGGGCGAUUCCCCGCUGAGCUCCCUGGCCCAGCCCCCUGGGAAGCUCCUGGGGGAGAUUCCCUCAGGUGGUCCCGUGCCCGGGGACCUGGCCCAGCCCCGCGGCAAGUCCCCGGUCCUGGCCCCGUUCCUGGCGCAGGAGAAGGCGGCGCUGGGACCCCCGGGGACCCCCCCGGGGCUGGGACCCCUCCCCAAAGCCCUCCCCAAACCCCUCCCCAAAGCCCAGCAGGGCGAGGGCGGAGCCCCUGCCCCCACGGUCUCUCUGCUGGGGGAGCCCCCCAAAGAUUUGAGGAUCCCCCUCAAUCCCUACCUGAACCUGCAGAGCCUCCUGCCCACGCCCGGCCUGGCAGGAAAAGGGUUUAAGGUGAAACCUGGAGUUUUGGGGACCCCCCCGCCCGACGCCUUCGCCGCGGACUUCCCGGAUUUGGGGUCCCGGAUUUUCCCCCAGCCCCGCGACCACGCCGGCUCCAUCCUCGGGGGCUUCGGGCCCAGCAGGCACAAGGUCUCCCCCUCCUCCUCCUCGGGGCUGGACAGGGGGGGUCUGGGACCCCCAGGGCCCCCCUUCUUCUCAGGAUCCCCCAGUUCCUACUUCACCAGCGGCCUCCAGGCUGGGCUCAAGCAGAGCCACCUCAGCAAGGCCGUCGCCGUCCCCCCGAGCUCCGACUCCAUCCUCGCCCUGGCUCCCCCCAGCUCCCACCCCAAGACGCCCCUGGGGGGGCACAAGAGGGGCUUCUCCCACCUGCUGCCGUCGCCCGAGCCCAGCCCCGAGGGCUCCUACGUGGGCCAGCACUCCCAGGGCCUGGGAGGCCACUACGCCGACUCCUACCUGAAGAGAAAAAGGAUAUUUUAGUGGAGGAAAAGCCCAAAAAAGCCCCAAAACAAACCCCAAAAAAAUCCCCCCAAAAAACCCCGAAAAAUCCCCAAAAAAUAUCCCCAAAAAACCCCCAAAAAUCCCCAAAAAAUCGCAAAAAAACCACCAAAACAUUCCCAGAAAUAUCCCAAAACAUUCCCAAAAAUAUCCCAAAAAAACCACCAAAACAUCCCAAAAAGUAUCCAAAACAAUCCCCAAAAAAUCCAAAAAAAACCCCCAAAACAUCCCCAAAAA
Haemorhous mexicanus (house finch) is the source of this 2331-nucleotide messenger RNA. It is a transcript of the gene RAVER1, whose product is annotated as ribonucleoprotein, PTB binding 1. Gene Ontology annotation, molecular function: mRNA binding. The coding region runs from base 16 to 2076 and encodes 686 amino acids. The record is from RefSeq and is a predicted model, not a curated record. The transcript has 14 exons. Gene Ontology annotation, cellular component: cytosol. NCBI's taxonomy places the organism in Eukaryota, Metazoa, Chordata, Aves, Passeriformes, Fringillidae.